UGCUUUGUCAAGACCCCGUCUCACUUCUAAAUAAUUAAGCCUGUUUCUUUGUCUCAAAAAAAAAUAAUUAAGCUUGAUUAUUGCAUUGGUUUGAAACAGCAUCAUUUUAGAAGAUGGUGCGAGUAAGUGUGUUGAAUGAUGCUCUUAAGAGCAUGUACAAUGCUGAGAAGAGGGGAAAGCGUCAGGUCAUGAUUCGGCCUUCUUCAAAAGUCAUCAUCAAGUUUCUCAUUGUCAUGCAGAAGCAUGGGUACAUUGGAGAAUUUGAGUAUGUUGAUGAUCACAGGUCAGGAAAAAUUGUUGUUGAACUGAAUGGUAGGUUGAACAAAUGUGGUGUCAUUAGUCCUCGCUUUGAUGUUGGAGUUAAGGAGAUUGAAGGAUGGACAGCAAGGUUGUUACCUUCCAGACAGUUUGGAUACAUUGUACUGACUACCUCUGCCGGUAUCAUGGACCACGAGGAAGCUAGAAGGAAGAAUGUUGGUGGAAAGGUCCUUGGUUUCUUUUAUUAGGCCCUUGUGUGGACAAUGGUGAACACCCUACUUCGGCCUUCCUUACAAUUGAAAUGGUUAUUAGUUUGUUUUGAGUUUUGUUUUCCUUCAGUUGUUAGUUGGGUUAUUUAAACUGCAUUUUUUGGACAAGAUUAUCAGUAUUGUAACUUACAUCCAGAGAAUAUAAGUUGAUGUUUGUCCA
Capsicum annuum is the source of this 687-nucleotide messenger RNA. RefSeq names its product 40S ribosomal protein S15a-1. The transcript is spliced from 3 exons. Gene Ontology annotation, cellular component: ribosome; cytosolic small ribosomal subunit. Gene Ontology annotation, molecular function: structural constituent of ribosome. The record is from RefSeq and is a predicted model, not a curated record. Gene Ontology annotation, biological process: translation. Lineage: Eukaryota; Viridiplantae; Streptophyta; Magnoliopsida; Solanales; Solanaceae. Bases 114 to 506 code for a protein of 130 amino acids.